This is a messenger RNA of Numida meleagris (helmeted guineafowl), 1532 nucleotides long. RefSeq names its product lysophosphatidic acid receptor 2 (gene LPAR2). The record is from RefSeq and is a predicted model, not a curated record. The transcript is spliced from 3 exons. Gene Ontology annotation, cellular component: membrane. Gene Ontology annotation, biological process: G protein-coupled receptor signaling pathway. Gene Ontology annotation, molecular function: lysophosphatidic acid receptor activity. Lineage: Eukaryota; Metazoa; Chordata; Aves; Galliformes; Numididae. Bases 271 to 1305 code for a protein of 344 amino acids.
UCCUCAAGGAUCCGCCUAAGGGGGAGGGUCCAAGGAGGGAAGGGCUCAUCGGAGCUCUCUCAAAUUUGCCUUUGGGAGCUGUCGGCCCUAACGCCGCUCUGAAACUUUUCCACUCGGCUUUUUGGUUUGGAAAGGCCCUUUGCCCCCCCCCUCCCUCCCUCCCAAGAUGGGGAUCUCCGUGCGGAACAGCUCUCCCGCUUCCCUGAGGUGGGGACAGCGACGCUAGAAGUCCGGUCUGGAUGCAGCGGGUGCGUUUCCAGGGCUGCGGCCAUGAAGCACUGUUUCUACAACGAGUCGGUGGGUUUCUUCUACAACAACAGCCGGAAGGAGCUCACCUCCUACUGGAGGACCAAGGACGUCCUGGUGGUGGCCCUGGGCCUGACCGUCAGCGUCAUCGUCCUCCUCACCAACCUCCUGGUCAUCGCCGCCAUCAUCAUCAACCGCCGUUUCCAUUACCCCAUCUACUACCUCCUGGGCAACCUGGCAGCCGCCGACCUCUUCGCCGGCAUCGCUUACAUGUUCCUCAUGUUCCACACGGGGCCAAGGACAGCCGAGCUCUCCCUGAAGACCUGGUUCAUCCGUCAGAGCCUCCUGGACACCAGCCUGACCGCUUCGGUGGUCAACCUCUUGGCCAUCGCGGUGGAGAGGCACCAGACGGUGCUGACCAUGCAGCUGCACAGCAAGAUGUCCAACCAGCGCGUCAUGAUCUUGAUUUUAUGCAUCUGGGUGAUGGCUCUGCUGCUGGGGCUGAUCCCGUCCUACGGCUGGCACUGCCUCUGCGCCCUGGAGGAGUGCUCCAGAAUGGCCCCGCUCUACAGCCGCAGCUACCUGACUUUCUGGGCCAUCUCCAACCUCCUCGUCUUCCUCCUCAUGGCGGUGGUCUACGCCCACAUCUUCAUCUACGUCAAGCGGAAGAUGGGGCGGAUGUCGGCGCACACCUCCUUCCACCCGCGCUACAGGGAGACCGUGGUCGGCCUCGUCAAGACGGUCACCAUCAUCCUUGGCGCCUUCGUGAUCUGCUGGACCCCCGGGCAAGUGGUGCUGCUGUUGGACGGGCUGGGUUGCAAGAGCUGCAACGUUCUGGCCGUGGAGAAAUACGUCCUCCUGUUGGCCGAGAUCAACUCGUUGAUCAACGCCAUCGUCUACUCUUAUCGGGACAACGAGAUGCGGAGCACGUUCCGGAGGAUCCUCUGCUCCGUCUGUUAUCGGAACCCCAAAUACACCCCCACGGCGGUGAAGCUGAACGCUGCCGACCGCGGGACGCUGUCUCCGAACGGGCACUUCACGGUGGACUCCUCCAUUUGAGGCGUCGGCGUUGCUCGUUUUCUGAGCACAGGAGCGGAGGGAAUCCCUCCAACGGGAGACAUCGCGCUGCGGGGUGAGGAUCCCCACAAACGCCCGUCACCCGUAAAGGACAAGAGGCUUUUAUAAGGGACCACCGAACGGUUUGUUCAUUAGCGUGCUUAAUUAAAGGCUGUUUCUAAAGCCACCUUGGUUUCUUUGGGUUCGCUGCAAAGGUGACGGGAAUCUCA